Exophiala xenobiotica is the source of this 1536-nucleotide messenger RNA. RefSeq lists its product as uncharacterized. Gene Ontology annotation, cellular component: cytoplasm. Gene Ontology annotation, molecular function: carboxy-lyase activity. The record is from RefSeq and is a predicted model, not a curated record. Gene Ontology annotation, biological process: ferulate metabolic process; cinnamic acid catabolic process. Lineage: Eukaryota; Fungi; Ascomycota; Eurotiomycetes; Chaetothyriales; Herpotrichiellaceae. The transcript has 2 exons. The coding region runs from base 1 to 1536 and encodes 511 amino acids.
AUGUCGACCGGAAAGCUCUCUGCCGCGUCGUCCUUGCGCGUCUUCCUUGACGAAUGCAAGGCCGAGGGAGAUGUCGUGGAAAUCGAUAUCGAAGUCGAUCCCCAUCUCGAGUCUGGUGCCAUCACGCGCCGUGCAUACGAAACGGGCAGUCCAAUGCCGCUCAUCAACAAUCCCAAGGGCAAAGAUGGUCCGGACGGUCUCUUCCGCAUUCUGGGUGCUCCGGUGGGCGUUCGAAGUGAUCGACCACACAAAUAUGCGCGUUUCGCAAAGUCCAUUGGACUGUCCUCCAACGCAAGCGGCCAUGAUAUCAUCCAGAAACUCAUAGCCUCAAAAAGAGCCGACCCGAUCCCCUCCGUCGAGGUGCACGAUGCACCACUCAAGGAGUACAAGAUCUUUGGCGAUGACAUCGACCUUUUGAAGCUGCCGGUCCCGCAGAAUCACUCCCACGACGGAGGCAGAUAUUUUCUCACCUAUGGGCUGCACAAUGUUCAAACUCCAGACGGGAAAUGGGUCAACUGGUCCAUCACCCGUUGUAUGGUGAUCGGGAAACGACAAUUGACCGGCCUCGUCGACGUGAAGCAGGACAUUGGGGCCAUCUGGGCGAUAUGGAAGGCCCAGGGAAAAGACACCCCCUGGGCUUGCGCCCUUGGUGUUCCGCCAGCCGCCGCCGUAGCUAGUGGCAUGCCACUCCCCAAAUUCGUGAACGAGCCGGAUUAUGUUGGGGCCAUCACAGGAGUUCCGAUGGAGGUCAUCAAGUGUGAGACGAAUGAUCUUCUCGUGCCGGCACAGGCUGAGGUGGUUCUUGAAGGAACUAUCUCCGCAAACGAGACGGCGGUUGAAGGACCCAUGGGAGAAUAUCACGGAUUCAUCUUCCCGAGCAAGAAAGCACCAGCCCCAGUGUUCACGGUCAAUGCGAUUACCUAUCGCAGCAACCCCAUCGUUCCGAUCACUGUCGCCGGUCGUGCUCCCGACGAAACUCACACGGUUUGGGCCAUGUCGAUCUGCGCCGAAAUUCUCGACUUGUUGCAGCAAGAAGGCCUCCCGAUCACCAAGGCCUGGUGCCCAUACGAGUCCCAGGCCAUCUGGUACGUGGUCCAGGUCGAUCGGAAGAGGCUGGUUGAGAUGAAGACCACGCCGGAGAAAUUCUGCCGCCAAGUCGGAGAGGUCGUGUUCUCUUCCAAACCCGGGCGGUUUGUGCCCAAGAUCUUCGUUGUUGGCGACAACAUCGAUCCCAGUGACUUGCAUGAGGUCGUCUGGGCGGAAGCGACCAAGUCCCAGCCACAAGACAGCGACUUCUUCUUCGUCGGCAACUAUCCCACCUACAAGCUAGUGCCAUACGCCACCUACGGCCCCAACCCGCACGAGCCACAAGCCAAGGUCGUCCGAUUGUGCAUGCUGCCGGCCGAAUUUGAGACACUGGACCGGCCAUGGGUUGAGGCUUCUUUCCGUGCGUCUUACCCGGAAGAAAUCAAGCAAAAGGUCCUGGGCAACUGGCGGGCAUACGGGUAUGAAAAAGGAGAUCCCGCUAAGAUAUGA